Messenger RNA from Suricata suricatta (meerkat), 4986 nucleotides. RefSeq names its product sarcalumenin (gene SRL). The coding region runs from base 149 to 2629 and encodes 826 amino acids. NCBI's taxonomy places the organism in Eukaryota, Metazoa, Chordata, Mammalia, Carnivora, Herpestidae. The record is from RefSeq and is a predicted model, not a curated record. Gene Ontology annotation, molecular function: GTP binding. The transcript has 7 exons.
UCCGCACGGCCUGUCAGGGUCUGUGCCGCUUCCCCAUCACGUCCACCCAGUUGCCCUAGUGACUGUGUGACCCUUUCUCCCCCACCCGGCGCUGCCACCGGCCCUAUAAAUAGAGGCGAGGAGCAGCUGGGCUCUCUUGGCAGUCACCAUGAGGGCGCUGGUCCUGCUCUGCUGCUUUGUGGCAUCGCUCCUGCUCCCAGGACAAACAGAACUGCAAGUUUCCGCCUCGGGUGGCACAGAAGAUGUUGGCAAUUUGUUGGAGAAUCAUUUUUCUGCUGGAGAUGCAAGUCUAGAGGAGAAGGAAAGGGCGCUUUAUGCGGAGGCGGCCCCUGGAGAGAAGACCCUGGUCCUUCACCCCCCGGAUGGCAGGGAGGCUGAGAGCUCGGAGCAGACAGCUGCUGGGGCCCCCGCUGCCACUGCAGGCCAGGGCUCUGGUCCCGAAGCCAGCCUCUCCAAUGCCUCAGCCUCAAAGUCAGCUGCCCCCGGGGACCCGGCGGGGCCUGGGGAGCAAGAUGCGGGUCCACCAGGAGGGGAGGACGGGCCUGAGGAACAGCUGGGUUUGGGAGAGGGCCCAGGAGAGGAGGGGGUUCCUGGGGAGGCCGAAGGACAGGCUGGGAGUGGCAUGGUGCCUGAGGAGGCCGAAGAGGUCAUAGGCAGCCACCCCGAGCAGGGGGCAGCAGUAGGGACCACACAGCUUGAAGGCUCAGGGGCCUCUCCAGGCGAGGAGGUCAAGGAGGCUCACUCCCCGGAGACACAACCGGAGGACAGUCCAGGGCCUGAUCAGGAGCCAGACGUGCCAGAUGGAGUCUUGGAGCUGGGCAUAGACACCGAGGAGGGGACGGAGGACCAUGGGGGGCCCAUCCUCACCCUAGCCUUGGAGAUCGGCAGUGCACAGAGCUCCGAGGUAGGGGGCAUCCAGGAGGCCCAGCCCCCCGAGGCCCAGGAACCAGGGCUGCCUGAGGAAGGACCGGAUGCCUCCUCUGAAGAAGAGAGUGGUGACCACAGUGGAGAUGAGGAAGGAGAAGGCGCUCUAUCCGAAGAAUCCGAGGAGGACAGCGGUGAUGGGGCUAGUUCAGAAGAAGAAGAAGAAGAAAAAGAAAAAGAAGAAGAAAAAGAAGAAGAAAGGGGUUCCCUGGAGGAAUCCCAGGAACCCCAGGAAGGAGCAGCAACUACAAGCCCUGGGGACGAAGGGGCCCAACUCAUCUCAGGGGAAUUGAAUGCAGGGCACGAGGGGGACGAGACAAAGGAACCCGAAGAGGGGCCUCCGGAAGAGGCCGAGGAUGUGAGUGAAGAAGUCCCCAUGAGGGACCGCUCCCACAUUGAGAAAACUCUGAUGCUGAAUGAGGACAAGCCCGUUGAUGAUUACUCUGUGGUGCUGCAGCGGCUUCGAAAGAUCUACCAUUCGUCCAUCAAGCCCUUGGAGCAGUCUUACAAAUACAACGAGCUUCGGCAGCACGAGAUCACAGAUGGGGAGAUCACUUCCAAGCCAAUGGUGCUGUUCCUGGGUCCGUGGAGCGUUGGAAAAUCCACCAUGAUAAACUACCUCCUCGGGUUGGAAAACACUCGCUACCAGCUCUAUACAGGUGCCGAGCCCACCACCUCUGAGUUCACGGUCCUCAUGCACGGGCCCAAGCUGAAAACCAUUGAAGGUAUCGUCAUGGCUGCUGAUAGCGCCCGGUCCUUCUCACCCCUCGAGAAGUUUGGCCAGAAUUUCCUGGAGAAGCUCAUCGGCAUUGAGGUUCCCCACAAGCUUCUGGAGCGAGUCACUUUUGUGGACACACCAGGCAUCAUUGAGAACCGCAAGCAGCAAGAAAGAGGUUACCCCUUCAACGACGUGUGCCAGUGGUUCAUCGACAGGGCAGACCUCAUCUUCGUUGUCUUUGACCCAACCAAGCUGGAUGUGGGUCUGGAGCUGGAGAUGCUCUUCCGCCAGCUGAAGGGGCGCGAAUCCCAGAUAAGGAUCAUCCUGAACAAGGCUGACAACCUGGCCACACAGAUGCUCAUGCGGGUCUAUGGGGCCCUCUUCUGGAGCUUGGCCCCGCUCAUCAACGUCACAGAGCCCCCGCGGGUUUACGUCAGCUCCUUCUGGCCACAAGACUACAAGCCCGACACCCACCGGGACCUGUUUCUCAAGGAAGAGAUCUCCCUCCUGGAAGACCUGAACCAGGUGAUCGAGAACAGGUUGGAGAACAAGAUCGCCUUCAUCCGCCAGCACGCCAUCAGGGUCCGCAUUCACGCCCUCCUGGUGGACCGCUAUCUGCAGACUUAUAAGGACAAAAUGACCUUCUUCAGCGACGGAGAACUGGUCUUUAAGGACAUUGUGGAAGACCCUGACAAAUUCUACAUCUUCAAGACCAUCCUGGCAAAGACCAAUGUCAGCAAGUUUGACCUUCCCAACCGCGAGGCCUAUAAGGACUUCUUUGGCAUCAACCCCAUCUCCAGUUUCAAGCUGCUGUCUCAGCAGUGCUCCUACAUGGGGGGCUGUUUUCUGGAGAAGAUUGAGCGGGCCAUCACCCAGGAGCUCCCCGGCCUCCUGGGAAGCCUCGGGCUGGGGAAGAAUCCCGGUGCUCUCAACUGUGACAAAACAGGGUGUGGCGAAACCCCAAAGAAUCGCUACAAGAAACACUAGGUCGCUGUGCAGCCAUUCUUGGGUUCUUGUUGGUGGAUGAGCUUGUGUCCUAACUGUCUGAGAAGUCCUGGUUAAUUAACCCUUUGAGCCACACUGGCGAGAUUUGGGAGUUUGUUGAGGCCAGUGAUGGGGAGCGGGUGGGUCGAGGGAGGAGAGGAAACUGUGAAUUAUAGUGUCUUGUUGCUUCAGUGGGGGGCCUGAGUGAGGCCCCGCCUGCUUUUCUUGGGUCCUAUCGCAGAGGGACAGAGAGCAGCUAAAUUCUAGUGUAUACUGAGGUGACGAGCGUCAAGCUAAAUGCCGCUGAAAUUCCUUUUUCCCCUAUAAGCUGGGAAAAUAGAGAAGACUUGUCCCUCGUAGCUUCCUUCCACACAGUCUCUCGCUGGUCCUCCAGCUCUUACCUGCCUCCUCAGCUUGGGUUGACUUCAGCAGGGGACAGUCUCUUGGGUCUGAAUCCACCUGGGUGUUGGCGUCUCCCCAGGCCCUCUUCCCUGUUUCCUUGAGGGGUGGGGGGGACUGGUUUAGGAUACCAGAACGCUAAGAGAGAACAGGAGUCCCCAGGCUAGGAGAAGGUUCUGCCUCCCCCAUGCCGUUUUUCCCACGUAGUCUUCUAGGCCAGCUGGGAAGCUCGGUCCCUUGAUUGGCCCCGAGAGGAGGCCGAGCGUUUCAUGGAUUCAGGUCAUUUACUUCUUGGAAGUGACUUCAGUGAAAAUACUGGAAGGGCUCAGAGGGUUAAUUGGUUUGCAGUGUGUCUUUGUCUAUUGCAUGUCUUGGAAAACUCAGACCCCAAAGGUGUUGGGUUUCAGAGGCGACAGUGGAGACCUUGUUCCUUUUCAUCCAGGUCUUCUCUGGGCAGCCCAUCUCCCCUCAAAUGCAGGAGGAGGUGGUUUCCACAGCCUCUCUGCGGAAGAGCUGUUCCCUCCUGGUUUUCGUGCCCUGGCCUUUCCUUCUCCCUCUUCUCCAUUCCCUAACGCGCAACACUCAAAACUCCGAGUGACUGCCCGCGAGUCAGAACCAGCGCCAGCCACCCCGGGUCAGCGGCAACCGAGGCUCGAGGUUCGGUUUUCCACCUGAACUUGAUACUGAUACCCUGAUACCCACCACACGCACCACAGGGAAGCCAGGGCCCUCAAGUACCGAUGAGUGUGAAAGUGUGUGUACCCCGUUGUGCAAGAGAGAUUCGGGGGAGAGCAUACGCCAGAGGGCGUGGAGAAAGCACGUGUCGUGAGGACCCCGCCUGGCUGGUGUGCCACCUCGGAGGGCAGCAGGAGGUGAGAGAAGGAGAAGGCUGAACAGUUUGUGCAGAUCCAGGAUGCCCUGCCCAGGCCUCCCCUGGGAGGGAGGUGUGGGGAGGGGGGGACUUCCCCAGGAGGCCUGGGUCAGGGCCCACCUGACCAGGCAGUCACCUUGGACCAGAAGGAAAGUGAGUGAAGAUGAAGGCAGAGAGGAGGCACUUUGGGGGCGAGGCACAUUGGUGAUCAUAUUAGGUCCACGUGGAGACUUUGGAAUUCCUGCUUCUUGGGAUUAUUAGCACUCUGAUGCAUGCUACAGCAGAUGCUGCUUCUCUGGCUUUGUGCAGGACCUGGAACCUUCCACAGGACAACAGAGGCCCCAAAGCCUCCAGGACAUUGUUUCCAAGGACACAGCCAAGCAGAGAAGCAGGGCCCUGCCGGGGUGUCCAAGGCGCCUAGUGAGGAGGGCCUGACCAGCUGCGUUUCUUCCCGUUACAAACCAGCACGUGCCUCAUCUCCCCGUCACACACCCUCUCAGGAGCUGGCCGUCCCCUCUUGCUCCUUAAUGCUCCUAAUGCCCUCGAGCUGCUCUUGGCGUAUCUGUCUUUCUCAGUGCAGUUGGGGACAGGAUAAGCCCAGAAGUGUCUGGGCGUUGUCACGGCGGCUGAUGUCACUGCUGGUUUGGGGAAGCAGGUGGAAGGAGGCUAAUACAUUCAUAUGGCAUCUCUAUUUUUUUUGGGGGGGGGUGACAUGAUCAGUGUGAUCUUUUCUUUUUGCACCCCAUCCAGUAUUCUCUUCUUACCCCUCCCCUGCUCACUUGUUGACCUAUCUUUUCUCCACGCCGCCUGCAGGCUGGUCCGUCGGUCCUCCUGGGCUUUCAGUGCUGUUUGGGCCCCGCUCUGUGGAUGUGGAUUUCAAGCAGGAUUCUGACUCUCUUUUGGGGUAGGGGGGAAAGGGUAGGGAACUGGGGGUAAAUUUAGGAUCCAGAGAUUCCCCUAAGAGAAGUAUCUGUGAAGUAUUUGUGCCUGAACAGUUGCUGUUUCUCUCCAAAGUGGAACCUUUCCAGGGUUCUUUCCAUUCUGAUUUCAUCAGGGAGGAAGUCUCAAUAAAGUUCCAGUCUCUCUGUGA